This is a messenger RNA of Podarcis muralis (Common wall lizard), 3933 nucleotides long. Lineage: Eukaryota; Metazoa; Chordata; Lepidosauria; Squamata; Lacertidae. The record is from RefSeq and is a predicted model, not a curated record.
AUGUGCCAGGCAAAGGAUAAAACCUAUUCUGAAGAGUUGAGAAGUCUAGAUAAUGCCCGUCUUCAUCAUACAGCUGUGGAUAAGGGCUCAUGCUCCACCUGGGGCACUGGGCAUUUCUCAACUUUCGACAACUACUUGUAUGAUUUUUCUGGGACUUGCAAUUACAUCUUUGCCACCGUAUGCAAUGACGUCAACCCGGAUUUCAACAUCCAGUUCCGUCGUGGGCCAAACAAAAAAAUUACCAGAAUCAUCAUCGAGUUGGGACCCAACGUUAUCAUAAUUGAAAAUGGCAUCAUAUCAGUCAAGGAUGUUGGUAUUAUCAGGCUGCCGUACACCAGAAAUGGAAUUCAGAUUACACCUUUUGGACGCACCAUCCGCCUAGUGGCCAAACUGAUGGAGAUUGAGCUUGCCGUUUUCUGGAAUAAUGAUGAUUAUCUCAUGGUUUUGAUUGAGGAAAAAUACAUGACAAGAACAUGUGGACUGUGUGGGAACUUUGAUGGGAAAGAAUUAAAUGAGUUUAUGAGUGAAGACAAACUUCUGGACCCUCAAAAAUAUGCUGCCUUGCAGAAAAUUGAUGAUCCUGCAGAGAUCUGCCCAGUUGAGGAAAUGGCAGUUUCUAACGUUCCUCGCAAGAAAUAUUCUAGGAUCUGCAGCCAGCUUCUAGGACUCGUGUCUCAAUCUUGCAACAUCUCAAGGAAAGGGUUUGUUAUCCGCUGCCAACUUGACAUGCAAAAUUGCCCUGAUCCAGGGCAGAGGAACUGUACUUGUGCUACCCUUUCAGAGUACUCCAGGCAGUGUGCCAUGUCCCAUCAAGAAGUGUCUGAUUGGAGGAGCACUGACCUCUGCUCUUUGGGAAGAUGUCCAGCUAACCAAAUCUACAAAGAGUGUGGUUCUCCCUGUCUCAAAACAUGUUCCAAUCCAGAUUACAGCUGUUCCAGCUACUGUACAUAUGGCUGCUUCUGCCCAGAAGGGACUGUUUUGGAUGACAUUUCAAAAAACCGAACAUGUGUUCCGGUAGAACAGUGUCCAUGCACACUGAAUGGGGAAAUGUAUGCUCCUGGUGAUGUUAUGAAAGCAACAUGUAGAACCUGUAAGUGUAUGAUGGGUCAGUGGAGCUGCACAGAACUGCCAUGUCCAGGCAGAUGUUCCUUGGAGGGAGGGUCAUUUGUUACCACAUUCGACUCUAGGCCAUACCGUUUCCAUGGAGUUUGCACCUACAUUCUUAUGAAGAGUCCCAUGUUACCACACAAUGGAACCCUGAUGGCCGUGUAUGAAAACUCUGGUUAUUCCAGUUCAGAGACAUCACUGACAGCCAUCAUUUAUGUCUCAGGAAAAGACAAAAUUGUGAUUUCCAAAAAUGAAAUUUUAAUGGAUGAGGAUGAACUUAAGAGGCUACCUUAUAAAUCAGGAGACAUCAUCAUCUUCAGACAGUCAUCUACUCACAUUCAAAUGUAUACAACCUUUGGGCUGGAACUGGUAAUUCAAGUUAGUCCAGUGUUUCAAGUUUAUAUUAAAGUUGGAUUUCAGUUCAAAGACAAUACCCGAGGGCUGUGUGGUAACUACAAUGGAGAAACCACAGACGACUUCAUGACCAGCAUGGAUAUUAUUGAAGGAACAGCUCCUCUCUUUGUGGAUUCUUGGAGAUCAGGAAAUUGCCCCCCUGCCAUAGAAAGAGAUACAGAUCCUUGUUCUAUGAGUCAAUUAAACAAAAUGUGUGCCGAGACCCAUUGCUCUGUUCUUAUCAAGAAAGAAACAGUAUUUGAGAAAUGUCAUUCUGUGGUGAAUCCUGUUCCAUUUUAUAAGAGAUGUAUAUACCAAGCUUGCAACUAUGAGGAAACAUUUCCCUAUAUUUGUUCCGCUCUGGGAUCAUACGCCCGUGUGUGUGCUUCAAUGGGACUGUUUCUUGGGAACUGGCGGAGUACAGUAGACAACUGCACCAUUUCUUGUACUGGAAAUCAGACAUUCAGCUACAACACUCAAGCCUGUGACCGGACAUGCCUGUCCCUCUCCCAUCGAGGCCUAGAGUGCCACCCCACUGACAUCCCUAUUGACGGCUGCAAUUGUCCAAAAGGCACCUAUCUCAAUCACAAAAAUGAGUGCGUCCGUAAAUCCCAGUGCCCUUGCUACUUGAAAGACAGGAAGUUCAUUCAUGCUGAUCAGUCGACCAUAAUUGGUGGAAUUACCUGCUAUUGCAUUAAUGGGAAUCUGAGUUGUACUGGCAAACCUGCUGACCCUGCAGAAAACUGCAAGCCUCCCAAAAAAUAUAUUUCAUGCUCAGCACCUUCAGAAAGCAAAUAUGGAGCUGCCUGUGCACCAACCUGCCAAAUGCUGGCUACUGGAAUUGCAUGUGUCCCCAGCAAGUGUGAAUCAGGCUGUGUUUGUGCUGCUGGACUAUAUGAAAAGCUAGAUGGUACAUGUGUGCCACCUGAUGAGUGUCCCUGUGAAUAUGGUGGCAUCUCAUAUGCAAAAGGAGAGGAGAUUCACACUGAAUGCAAGUCCUGCACCUGCACAAGAGGAAAAUGGAAAUGCAUCCAAAAUUCCAGAUGCUCUUCAACAUGCAGUCUCUAUGGGGAAGGCCAUAUCACCACGUUUGAUGGACAACGUUUUGUGUUUGAUGGCAACUGUGAAUACAUACUAGCUAUGGACGGUUGUGGCAUGGGUGGCUCUCCCCAUCAUUUCAAAAUAGUGACUGAAAACGUUGUCUGUGGAAAUACAGGGAUCACAUGUUCCAGAGCAAUCAAGAUCCACCUUGGGAAUCUGACAAUCACUUUGGCAGACAGAACAUACACUGUCUCUGGUUGGAAUCCUAUGACAGAGUUCUUUAUAGAAGAAAAUGCCCUCCACUUGAUUAUUGAGAUUGCAAUCCCCGGCAAAUAUGACAUGUCCCUUGUCUGGAACAGGCACAUGAACAUAUUCAUCAAAAUAUUCAGAGGAGCAAAGGAUCACCUCUGUGGUUUAUGUGGUAAUUACAAUGGGAAUAUAAGAGAUGACUUUGAAACUCGAAGUAGAUAUGUGGCAUCCAAUGAACUGGAGUUUGUGAAUUCCUGGAAAGAGAAUCCCCUUUGUGGGGAUGUGUUCUUUGUGGCGGAUCCAUGCAGUAACAACCCCUAUCGCAAAGCAUGGGCAGAAAAGAAGUGCUCCAUUAUCAACAGUCAAGUAUUUGCUUCCUGCCACAGCAAGGUGUACCGCAGGCCUUAUUAUGAAGCUUGUGUCCGGGAUUCAUGUGGCUGUGACACAGGAGGGGACUGUGAGUGCAUGUGUGAUGCUGUUGCAGUGUAUGCAAAAGCAUGCUUAGAAGCUGGUGUCUGUGUUGACUGGAGAACCCCAGACUUCUGCCCUGUCUACUGUGACUAUUUCAACAGCCAUAAGAAGAAUGCCAUGGAUGGCACCUAUCAUAACUUUGUUAAUGAACUGAAUUGCACCUGGCAUUAUCGCCCUUGUAAAUGUCCAUACCAGCUACUAACCUUCAGAGAAAUAAACAUCGAAGGCUGUUACAACUGUUCAGAGCAUGACUACUAUAAUCCUAAGGAGAAAAAAUGUGUGCCUUGUAGCGGUCCAGUUUCCCCAACUCCUCCAUUACCAACAACAAGUUCACUUUCUCCAACUACCCCAUCACCAACAACAACUCCAACACGGACCACAGCAUCUCCGAAAACAGCUCACCCUCAUCCUGUUACAGAACCGCAAGUCAAAGUAACAACAACAGAGACUGCGCCAACAAAAGCAACAAGCACCAGCAGCACAACAUUAACUUCGCCAAAGGCAACAUCGCCCAUAAAUACAAAGAGCACAGAAUCAACGACGCUAAGACAUACAACACACACAACAAUGAUUACAACUCCACAGAAAACUAUUUCAACAGCAAGCACUUCUGUACCAACAACUUCCAGAACUACAGCAUUAACACAAACGCGACUACUGAAUCCACUGUAA